UGGGGCUAUGGCGCUUGAAGCGGACCCGGAAGUUCCGGUUGGAGUUCCGGGUGCCAGCAAGUCUUCUAACUGGAGAUAUGGCCACGCUCUGCCUCUUCGACGUGGAUGGGACCCUGACUGCCCCGCGGCAGAAAAUUACAAAAGAAAUGGAUGACUUUCUACAAAAAUUAAGGCAGAAGACCAAAAUUGGAGUGGUAGGUGGCUCGGAUUUUGAGAAAGUACAAGAGCAACUGGGAAAUGAUGUGGUUGAGAAAUACGAUUAUGUGUUUCCAGAGAAUGGCUUGGUAGCGUACAAAGAUGGGAAGCUUUUGUGUAAACAGAGUAUUCAAGAUCAUCUGGGGGAGGUUGUGAUCCAAGACCUGAUCAACUACUGUCUGAGCUACAUUGCAAAAAUUAAGCUCCCUAAGAAAAGGGGAACUUUUAUCGAAUUCCGAAAUGGCAUGUUGAACGUGUCCCCUAUUGGAAGGAGCUGCAGCCAAGAAGAACGAAUUGAGUUCUACGAACUCGAUAAAAAGGAACAUAUACGACAAAAAUUUGUAGCAGACCUGAGGAAGGAAUUUGCAGGAAAAGGCCUCACAUUCUCCAUAGGUGGCCAGAUCAGCUUUGAUGUCUUUCCUGAUGGAUGGGACAAGAGGUAUUGCCUGAGGCACUUAGAACAUGAUGGUUACAAGACCAUUCAUUUCUUUGGAGACAAGACUAUGCCAGGUGGCAAUGACCAUGAGAUCUUCACAGACCCCAGAACUGUGGGCUACACAGUGACAGCACCUGAGGACACACGCAGGAUCUGUGAGAAGCUCUUCCUUUAACACCAAAGAAAUGUGGUCCUGGCCAACAAGACUGAAAGGUCACUCAGGGCCAGGGGUCACUUAAGGCCAGAGCUGGAGUCCCUCCUCUCAUGUACAUGGGCCUCAGCCCCAGCCUCCAACCUGCAGCCACGCUGUUCUCAUGGGUCCAAUCACACAGGGGCUAGAGGUUAGCUCAUUGGGCAUUCCAAUAGGCCACACCUCUACAUCCAUCUAGUACCAGCAGCCCCAAGGGAAAGAACUUACCAAAAAUGGCUAUGGUUGGGUGUGGUGGCUCAUGCCUGUAAUCUGUGCUUAGGAAGCUCAGGCAGGAGCAUUGCCAUAAGCUGGAAGCCAGCCUGAGGUACAGAAUGAGACCCUGUCUCAAACAAACAAACAAGACUGUUGGCUCUGGGGUUGGGGGGAAUAGCCCAUAGAACACAUGGAUGAGGCCCUGGCAUGGAGCCCAGCCUACGAUUUAGGUCUUACAGCCCCUUCUCCCAGCCUAUGGUCUAGGAGCUGGAUACAUGGCUGGUCUCUGAAAUUUCCCCAUCAUACGAUGAUACAGGAAAAAAAACAAGACCGUAUCUGGGACCCUUACCCUUUGUGAAACUUAAGCUGUGGGUUUGGGGUAUUCUGGUGGUGGUGGUGGUGGUAGUUUUGGGAAGGUUCUGUUUUGAAAUAUGGUCUCAGUAUGUAGCCCUGGCCGCCCUAGAAACUGCUAUGUAGACCAGGGGGACCUUAAGCCUGGGGUCUUCCUGCUUCUGCCUUUUGAAUACAGUUCCAUGUACCAGCACACCGUCUGAGGUUUUAUGAAAACCUGCAGCUGUCAGUGUGUAGGUCUAUACUUUACCACCAAACAGGGAUCUGAGGAUGAAGACAUACAAGCCAGCCAGUUACCCACCUGGGACAGAGCUGAAGACUUCCGGGAUGCACACUCCCAGUCUGCAGUCUGCCAGUGGAAGCUGGGCAUGAACAUCAGCCAAAGGGCUGAUCUGUUUUUCACGCCAGCUUCCUGUUUGUGAGCCACAGACCACAGCAGGGCCUGCCUAAGAUAGCUGGCCAAGUGACAACCGAUCUCAUGAUUGUGUGCACCUCUACCGGCCUGGCCAUCUGUUUGCUACAUCUUAUAGCCAGACUGCUCUACUGUCACCAGCAGGAAGGAAGGAGAGGGGACCCAGCAAAGCAAAGCCUUGUCUGUAGUCCUCCAUAACCCCACGCUGGCCAAUCCAGGUAACAGACCCAGUUCCUGAGACAUCAGUGACAGCCUCAUGGCCACAGCAACAGCUCUUUCUCCUUGGCAAGUGCACAGACGUCCAGAACCUCAAGGAGAGCCUUCCAAGAACUUUUCCCAGGCAGCUUCCUGUGCCUAGUAAACGGUUCUGCAGCCCAGCUCCUGUCGGAAGCCCCUUCUGCCCUUCCCUGCCUCCAGCCACCAUGUGUUCCCACUGCCCUGCUCUUGGCUGCCCACACUGACACCUGCCAGUGACCCCUUCACCUCUGUCCACCCCCAAAGAAAGUGUCAGGACCUCUAAUCUGUGGCUUCCUUGGAUUUUAUGGCAGGGCUAUGAAACACAUUAAAGGGACUGCAUCCUUCCUCA
Messenger RNA from Meriones unguiculatus (Mongolian gerbil), 2383 nucleotides. RefSeq names its product phosphomannomutase 2 (gene Pmm2). Bases 78 to 806 code for a protein of 242 amino acids. The record is from RefSeq and is a predicted model, not a curated record. Gene Ontology annotation, cellular component: cytosol. Gene Ontology annotation, molecular function: phosphomannomutase activity. Gene Ontology annotation, biological process: mannose metabolic process; protein N-linked glycosylation; GDP-mannose biosynthetic process. NCBI's taxonomy places the organism in Eukaryota, Metazoa, Chordata, Mammalia, Rodentia, Muridae. The transcript is spliced from 8 exons.